This is a messenger RNA of Lizanozyma spartinae, 1515 nucleotides long. RefSeq names its product E2 ubiquitin-conjugating protein. The transcript has 2 exons. Lineage: Eukaryota; Fungi; Ascomycota; Pichiomycetes; Serinales; Debaryomycetaceae. The record is from RefSeq and is a predicted model, not a curated record. Gene Ontology annotation, molecular function: protein binding. The coding region runs from base 1 to 1515 and encodes 504 amino acids.
AUGAUUUUUAAACAAGACGUUCAUAAGUAUAAAAAAUCUGCUUUUUCUAUCUACAAGAAUUUAAUUCAUGCUUACUUUGGUGAUAAAUAUCUGUUUAAUAAAAGUAUUGAUCCCGCUGUAAUUCCUGACUUCCUUAAUGCUUAUUUGUACUGUAUAAAUCAUGGUUGUUGCAUGAGUUUUGAAUUUUCUAAUUAUAUUUUAGAUAAUUUUUAUUUUGAAGAUACAAUUUAUAAACAAAGUAUUACUGCUACUUAUAUAAGACAUGGUAAGUUUGAUGAAAGAUUAUAUUUGGAUAACUACACUUUAUUUUUAUAUAAUAAUAUAAGUUUAAAUGAUAUAAAACCUUUACUUUCUAUUGAAAAUGAUAAAUUAAAAAGAAUUUUAUAUAUUGUUUCUUUAUUAAAUAAUUUUGAUAUUGGAUAUGAGAAAUAUUCAGAUACUUUUGAUCGUUUUAUACUUAAUAAAUAUUUUAAUAUUCCAGAUUCAUCUAAAAGUUGUUUUAGAACAUAUUUUCCUUUUCCUAAAGAUGGUGAAUAUACUUUUAUGCAUCAAGCUUUAGCUCAAAUUAAAUCUAGAGAUCUAGAUGAUUAUGUUAUAUCAGAUUAUAAUUUUGAAUAUAUUCCUGCUGAUACAGACGCUAUUUUUACUAUUGAGAAAAGUAUUGCUCGCCAAUAUUUUGAAUCUAUUUAUUGUGGUGGUGUUUUUUAUUUGGAUGACUACGGAGAUAUUAAAAUUGAAGAUGUAAAUGAAGAUUCUAUAAUUAUGGAUAUUAGAUACGCUAUUAAAGCUAUCUUUGAAAAUAUUUAUUUAGAUGAAGCUUUAAGUAAGUUAUAUAUAUAUAAAAGGUCUUCUAGUCCUAAAAUGUCUCGGGUUAAACGGAUUGCCAAAGAGUUAGAAGAAUGUCGCCAAGACACCAACUCCGGAGUGUCAUUAGAAUUAAACAAUGAAAACGAUUUGACUUCAUUGACUGGAUAUUUCGAUGGUCCUCCAGGUACACCAUAUGAAGGAGGUAGAUUUAAAGUGGAUAUUAAGAUCCCCAAUGAAUACCCUUUUAAACCUCCACAAAUGAAGUUUUUAACCAAAGUUUAUCAUCCUAAUAUUUCAUCAGUUACUGGAGCCAUUUGCCUUGAUAUCCUUAAGGAUGCAUGGACACCUAUUUUGACUUUAAAGUCUUCAUUGAUCUCUUUACAGCUGUUAUUACAACUGCCUGAACCAACUGACCCGCAAGAUGCUGAGGUAGCGAAGCAUUACAUUUCCAAUAGACAAGGGUUCAGUGAUACGGCUGCCUAUUGGACCAAACUCUAUGCCAGUACAGAAAAGACUGGAGCUACACCUGUUAGUGACACAGCCAUGUACGGAAUUGAUGAUGGGCUAGUCACUCAAUUUGAAAACAUGGGUUUUGCAAGAAAGACAACCAUUGACGUGUUACGAACAAUGGGGAUCAAGUCAUUGAACGGAAGUGAUAAAGCCGAGUUGGAAAACAAGAUUCUUGAAGAACUAUUGAAACAGAGUUGA